AUGACGGCGGAGCCUGGCACGGACGACCUGAAUAGCAUCGACAUCGAGCAUCUGAAGGUUGUGGUCGCGUUAGAGGAAUCAGGUCGACGACGCAGUGUAUAUGCUUACAAUGCAAGGCCAUUCUCGGACAGCCCCAACCGUCUCCCUGGGAUCACCCGCGCGUCGAGCGAGACCCUCGUGAAGACCCUCAAGGACGACCACGUCAAGUGGCACGCGUUUUUCAAUGACCGCGGCUUCCACAACCACGCUUCCCACCACCUCAUCGCCAUAUAUGCGCUCGGUGCGUCGGGCCCGCUCAUCGAGGUGGCGUACGCGACCCAUGUCUCCUUCUACAACUCCUACCUCGAGUACUUCCGCGCCGUCCUGCUCAAGAAGAGCCCGGCCGAGGUCCUGGAGGAGUACAUUUUCUCCGCCAAAGCCAACAUCGGCGGGCCCGGCAUCGAAGGACACCCGCGGAUGCUGAACCGCUUCCUCGCGGCGGUCGUGCACCCCAUCAUCUACGUCGGUUACGGACUCGAGUUCAACAUCCUCGGCUUGACCGCUGAAGGCAUCGCCCAGACCUUCAUCCACCACGACGAUGGAGGCGACCACCUAGUCCCGCCCUCUCUCUUCGACGAGGCGUAUGGGCUGAGUCGCCUCGUUCCCAGCCUGUCGCUCAACAGCAGCGGGCCUAAGAAGGCAGUCCACGCCUUCGACAUCCUCUCCCGCGUUCUUGCCGACGACCAGUUCGCCCCCUCGAACGUCGGCGUGCCGCUCAAGGAGAUCAUCGGCCAACUCUUCGUGCAUGUCACCACCAAGGUCGGUGACGCCGUCAGCGCGCUCGCCGCGGAGUGGGUCGCGGAUCUCCAGGGUGGCGCCAGCGCGACGCCCGAGGCGCUGUCCGCCAAGGUCGAGCAGCUCAUCUGGACGAACGCGAUCCUCUACGGGGUCGGCGGCUGGGUCGCGCGCGAGAACUCGCCGUUCAAAAAGUUCAACGCCGACUUCUUCCUGUGCCAUGCACCUCGUCACCUCCUCCAUCUUCCUCCCCACUUCAUCCACACCCUCUCCCCGCGCGCCUCCGUCCUCCUCCUGCAGUCCUACUUCUCCAUGGGCCUCUGCUGGUACAUCGGCCAGGGCCGCGGCGCGCUCGACCUCCCCGGCUUUUACGCCGCAACCACCACGACCCCUGCGCCACCCCUCCCUCCCCCCGCUCCGCACGCGAUCACGCUUACCCCCGAUGACGCCGCGCCGAACCCGUGGCUGCCGCUCGUGCAGAGCACGCUCGUCCACCCCGCGGAGCACCUCUGCAAGAUCACGCGCGCGCUCCUGCACGGAGCGAUGGCGUACGGCGGGCGCGUCCCCGCCGAUUUCGCCGGGACGGCGCUCGCGGGCGCGGGGGACGUGCUCGACGGCUCGCUCUUCGUCCGCGUCGCGGGGCUCACGCAGGACCGGAUCGGGUGGCUCAGUUCUCAUCCGCCCUCGCACCACGAGCCCCACCAAGUCAAACCGGGGUCGAGCCGGGAGUACUACUCACGCUUCGGGUUCCGGUCUGUCGUCCACCGCAAUGACCGCUAG
This is a messenger RNA of Epithele typhae, 1554 nucleotides long. RefSeq lists its product as uncharacterized. The coding region runs from base 1 to 1554 and encodes 517 amino acids. Gene Ontology annotation, molecular function: oxidoreductase activity. The transcript is spliced from 7 exons. The record is from RefSeq and is a predicted model, not a curated record. Lineage: Eukaryota; Fungi; Basidiomycota; Agaricomycetes; Polyporales; Epitheliaceae.